Molecule: messenger RNA, 357 nt
Organism: Fonsecaea erecta
Lineage: Eukaryota; Fungi; Ascomycota; Eurotiomycetes; Chaetothyriales; Herpotrichiellaceae
Exons: 2
Coding region: 1-357 (118 amino acids)
Source: RefSeq, a predicted model, not a curated record
AUGACCGACCGAACACAAGAUAAGACUCAUGAGACCGUGGGCGACGUGAAAUCUGCUUUGAAAGGUGUCAAGGGCCUGGGGGACACUAUCCGCGGCUCGGUCAACCAGUCAAUCGAUACCGCCUUCAAUGACCGGGAAGGAGAACUCAAAAACAAAGCGGUCAAGGAGAAGGGAGAAGCAGACAUAUAUCAGGCUGACCAACGUCUUGGAGAAACAUCCAAUGCAAGAACGACAAACCCCGUGGGAGGCACAACCACCGGCGCAGGUGCGCAUUCCGGAGGUGUGGGCAACAUGACCAGUACUGUACCGCAGAGGGGUCUUGGUGGUGAACCUACGACUACCAGGGAGAGGUUCUGA